Penicillium daleae is the source of this 432-nucleotide messenger RNA. RefSeq lists its product as uncharacterized. The record is from RefSeq and is a predicted model, not a curated record. The transcript has 2 exons. Lineage: Eukaryota; Fungi; Ascomycota; Eurotiomycetes; Eurotiales; Aspergillaceae. Bases 1 to 432 code for a protein of 143 amino acids.
AUGAAGGUACGUGAUAUCUAUCAAAAGCUGAAGCCAGACACAAUCAAGGGUCUGAUGCUCUAUCAGAUCCUCUAUCACUUUUCAUCUACAUUUGAGCUGAAACAAGCGGAGAUCGAGAUGAUCAAGGAGUAUCUCUCAUCUGGCGAAGCUGCUAUGCUUGAUCAGAGCCGUCUAUCUCCACCAUCACUUGAGUUCAUGGAGCCGAUUAGUGACAAUGAAGAGGAAGGAUGCCAAGAGCAGUUACAAGGGGAGGAUUCCGAUAAUGAUGUAGAUGAACUGGCGAUCUCUCGCUCCUUGAAGCGGCCUGUGGAUAGUUUAGAUCUCGGUAAUAGUGCACCGCUAGAGGAAAGAUCAUUCGAUGGUACACAGACCCGGACAGGAAGGAUUCGGAAGCCACGGCUACCAGAUGGAUUCGAGAUUGGCAGGCUAUAG